Messenger RNA from Punica granatum (pomegranate), 1246 nucleotides. NCBI's taxonomy places the organism in Eukaryota, Viridiplantae, Streptophyta, Magnoliopsida, Myrtales, Lythraceae. The record is from RefSeq and is a predicted model, not a curated record.
GACACAUACAUGCAUACCUUGAUGGAGGAUUCCUGGCCGGAGAUCAGCUCCCCCUCCGCCGCAGACCGGAGGCAGGUGGUGGUGGAGGAGCUCCUCCGCGGCCAAGGCUUCGUGCGGGAGCUGAUCCGAGGUCUGCUGAGUGCCGAUUCCAACCACCAUCAUGAUCAUCAUCAAUCAACGCGGUCGGCUGAGGAUCUUCUUGGGAAAGUCCUGGACUCGUUGAAUAAGACCGUCUCGAUGAUGAGCUGCAACGAAAGCUCCCAAUUCGGACCGUCGGAGACAUUAAUCGAGUCCGAGAAUUCAGAGGAUAGCUGCAAGAGUAGUUUGACACACGAGGAUGGGAGAGGGCGUUACAAGAGAAGGAGUAGUGCAGAAACUUGGUCGAAAGUAACAAGUGCUCUGGCGGACGAUGGGCAUGCGUGGAGAAAAUACGGCCAAAAAUCCAUUCUCAACUCGGACUUUCCUAGGAGCUACUUUAGGUGCACUCAUAAGUUCGAUCAGGGAUGUCAAGCGACAAAGCAAGUCCAAAAGAUAUCGACCGAUCCCCCGAUGUACAAGACCACAUACCAAACUCGCCACACUUGCAAGACCCUCUUCCAGUCUCCUCCGAUCGUCAUCGACUCGCUCGUAGAACCUGCCGAGACUUCGUCCUUCAUCCUCAGCUUCGAUGGCUCGGGUGAGGAUAACUGUUGUCCCUACCUGAGAGAGGGCCCCCAGAGUCGCGUUGUCGUCAGUACCCUGAAGAAGUUGCCAUCAACCGACUACCUCGUCUCACCAAACCCGACAGUCCUAUCGUCCACUCCCGAUUCCGAGCACAGGAACGCGACGUCGAGCUCUCACUUCGAUGUUGGUUUCGAUGAUGCGUUGAUGUAUGACUGCUAUGCCAAUAGCUCUGGGCCAUGGCGAUGAAGGUCACUUCAGAUUGAAAUAUGGAGUCAGGAGACCCACCUCAUCAUACGAUUUUGCAGAUCAUACGUCCUUUUUCUUGAUGAAGAAUUAGUCAGGGUCUCGUAUAUAAGUCCCGUCUAGUUCCUUCUCGGCCUGAGUCAAGCACGCCAUCUUAGUCGAUCGGGCGUCGGGCUAUUUGGGAGAAUUUAUUGCUUCCCAUAAUCCCUAGCAAAAUCGAACUCAGAUCUCCAUCAUCCUGUGUUUACUUUCCUUCUCAGUUAAUUUCCUAACAAGUGAGCUUAGUCCUGAACUUUUCCAAAUGGAAAGAGAGCAAAGGAUUCAGCCCGAUUCACGAAAA